AUGGGUCGUUCGCGUGUCCGUUCGUUUAUCUCCAGCUUUGGAGGUCAGAAAAACAAUGACUCCGGCAAAAGAAGCAGGCUGUCAUCCAGUAACGCCACGCCGGAGAGUGUGACGCCCGCCGAUACACCACCCCGGUGGCAAACUCCUCCUCCCGAGCCAGCAUCAGCAUCGCCCCCGUCAGAGUUAUCACCAGUGGGAUCUGCGCCUCGAAAUAACGGAGGCUCCCGACCAGCAUCCAUGGUGUUCUCGCGCAAUCCGCCGUUACUGCAGCAGGCGACCGACACCCCGCCGGAGCUGUCGCCGAUUUUCUCCUUUCUGAACAUACAUACCAACAAGGUCUACCAGGAAGGCUAUUUUUUGAAAUUGAACGAUCUGGACACUCUUGGUCGACCUUCUGGUGAUCGGCAAUGGCUGGAAUGCUAUGCGCAACUUGUCGGGACCGUUCUGUCGCUAUGGGACGGCGCUGCGCUGGACGCAGCAGGUGGCGAAGAGGUCCCUGCCACCUUCAUUAAUUUGGCUGAUGCGUCAAUCAAAAUGAUUGAGACCCUGCCGAUCCGAAAUGGAGCGGUACAACCAUUGAAGAAUGUCCUAAGCCUUUCAUCUGCAGGCAAGAACCGAUACCUUUUGCAUUUCAACUCUUUCCACUCCUUGACGCAAUGGACCGCCGCGAUUCGUCUUGCGCUGUUCGAACACACAUCCUUGUACGAAGCUUAUACCGGAUCUCUGAUUGCUGCCAAAGGAAGGACGCUCAAUGGAAUCAACACCAUCCUGGCACCCGCGAAGUUCAAGUACGAAGAUUGGGCGCGCGUGCGAUUUGGAGCUGGAACUCCAUGGAGACGGUGUUGGUUUGUGAUCAGUCCGCCAAAUGAGAAAGAUAUGCAAAAGGCGCGCAAGAUGACCAAGAAAUCGGCAUAUGACCGCUUGUCCAUCCCGAUCACUGGAAACAUCAAGUUCUACGAGACCAAGAAGACCAAAAAGGUGACUCCGAUUGCCACUAUAACUAAUGUGUACUCGGCACACGCGAUCUACCCGCAGUCCAAGGCUUUAAUUGACGCAUCGACACUGGUGAAAUUGGAGGGUCGCAUUACUACCCAUGCAGAUGGCAGUUCUACGGAGGGUCUUGUGUUUGUUAUGCCCGAGCUGCAUGCUGCUGUGUCUGGGUUCGAGAUGAUGUUACGGUUCCUUUUCCCGACAUUUGAUACUUUCAAUCUAUACGGGCGUCCGACUCGUCUGGUGGCCGAUACGAAUCACAUCAAGAGUAUAAUGUUUGCAUUCCCGAAGGAGCGACGUUACGGUUAUCUCGAUGUGCUGGACAUCGCCAGCCUUCUUCAGACCCCCGGAAGUCAGGAAUGGAGCGAGGCAGAGUGGAGGAAUCAGUUAAAAGCUGCAACCCAGCGACGAAUUUCCGCAGGCAGAAGCAGAACCAACAGCGUCAACAGCUCGAAACCUCGUUAUCGCUCUAGCAUGUCUGGCCGCUACAGUGAUGUCCCCGUUGACCCACGCCGUCACGUCUCUGCUUUCCAGAACAAGCCCGAGUUGAACCAUUCCGCGGAGGCAGUAAUUCAAGAAGUUCCCAGGACCGACGAAUCGCCACUCACGCUUCACACUCGCGGAUUCUCUGACACCACCGGUUUCAAUAGCGCCCCCACGCCCGGCCGUGGAUUGGCUGAGAACUCCCCUCGCUCAUCUGCUCAAGACCUAGCGGCUCGUGAUGGAACUCCGAAAGUGGCUCCCAUUGCCGAAAACUCCAGCUCCGACAGUUUCCCAGCCUUUGAUAACGGAUACCUCGAACCUGUGAAAGAGCAACUUCCACCACCCACCCCUCCAUCCCCUGUUAUGAGCCCGCCCGCAUUUUCACAUGGCCCCAGAGCGAUGCCAGCCAACCGGCCGGAGGCAUCUUCGGAGCAGAGACUGCAAAACAACCGCAUGUCUCACGCUACUCUUUCUCAGCUCACAUCGGUAGGGGGAGCUGGGUUGAGCGCCGCUGCUGCCGCUGCCGCUUGGAAACAAUCGCAGCAACCAAGCGAGCAACAGCUUCAGCAACGCGAUGCCAACAGUAUCUACCACCCUAGUCAUAUUGCCUCUAACAAUGCUCUUGCACACUCCUCGAGCGAUGAAGCCAUGACCAUGGCACUCCCAGUUCGCCCGCCCAAGGUUCCGGAACACCGUCCCAACACCCCCAACACUGCUGGGAGUUCCUCCCCUCAGCAUCCACUUCCCCAGCGUACUCCCAUCGACAGCACCAAGUCCGUUCGACGCAAGCCAGUUCCACAGCGAGACAUAUUCGCCGAGUCACAAGGACAGGGUGAACCGAGCUAUGAUGACCUGCGGUACACCCUUGACGAGGAUGUGCUGGACAAAAUCGCUCCUCAUCUCCCGUCCCCUAUCUCGCAAACCGCCAGAAACGACGAUGAAAGUGUCUACGAUGAUGCAUCGACGAUCUCGCCCGAUUAUGCCAGCACCCAUGGCUCCGUCUACAGUAAGAAGUCGACCAAGUCGACCAAGCCCAGAAUGGGUGUCAUGAAGACCGUGGGUGUUCCCGCAGCCAAGGAUCUUGUAAUUGGCGACGCCCACUAUACUAUGGACAAAGCACCGACCUCAAACCCCGACAUCCCCAACGUGGAUUUCGGCCCAACUAUGACAUACAUGCCUACCACUGGACGCCCAAGCACCGGGGAUGCCUUGAAGAAGCCACUCCAUCAACGAAAGGGCUCGGAGGGAUCUAAGCUCACGAUCCCUACUCACCAAAUGGAUCAGGCUAAUGGAAGACCUUCAUCUCAAGAAGAAUACCGGCGCAGUAUGCUGUGGCAACCUGGAAUGGCUUCCGGUCGCCCUGUUACUCCUGGUGGUCUUACCCCAGAGCAAUAUGUGCAGCAACGGGCAGCUCCCAGCCCUCCGAUGCACAUGCACAACCGUACUCCAUCUGGUGCCACCAUGGUGCAACGCCCAGUAUCCGGCGAUUGGGCUCAGCUUGCCCGCUCUAGCUCGCCCAUGAACCGGGAUCCGAAUUACCGCCCCACCUCACCCAUGAACCGUGAUGCCAGCUACCGGCCGUCAUCUCGCGGUGCCACCAGCAUGCUCAACCACAAUGAUGCUUCAACUCAUUUGUCUGCCCGUGAGCAGGAGCAUGUCGCCCGCAUGACCGGCUCCUCAUUCUUCAACAUGAACAAUGACACUCGCAAGCCCCAGGCACCGGUGAACCCCGGUGGUCUCGUCUCUGCCAUUGACGCUCGCGAGCGCGAGAGGCGUGAGAUGAAAGAGGGCAUGUCAAACCAGAUGGUACAGCAAGCCAUUGCACAUCGCCAGCAGCACAUGAUGCACCAGCAACAGUACGCACCCCAGCCAAUGAUGCAGCAGCCCAUGUCACCCCAUCAGACUGCCUCCGUGUACCAACAACAUGGUGCCCAGGCGUCUAUGUACAACAUGCCCGUUGCUAGCCACACAUGGGACGCCCUCAACCAAAUGAACCGCCCUGAUGAACCUCGUCGAUCCUCCUGGUACGGUCAGCUUGCCCAGCAGACUCCUCAGGCUCCGUCUGUAUACCCGCAAAGUCAGCACACCCAGAACCCGGGGUUCUACGGUUACGCUAAAUAG
Molecule: messenger RNA, 3594 nt
Organism: Penicillium nucicola
Lineage: Eukaryota; Fungi; Ascomycota; Eurotiomycetes; Eurotiales; Aspergillaceae
Exons: 4
Coding region: 1-3594 (1197 amino acids)
Source: RefSeq, a predicted model, not a curated record